Molecule: messenger RNA, 1690 nt
Organism: Myripristis murdjan (pinecone soldierfish)
Lineage: Eukaryota; Metazoa; Chordata; Actinopteri; Holocentriformes; Holocentridae
Gene: top6bl
Product: TOP6B like initiator of meiotic double strand breaks
Exons: 14
Coding region: 86-1465 (459 amino acids)
Biological process (GO): meiotic DNA double-strand break formation
Source: RefSeq, a predicted model, not a curated record
AAAGGCCCGGCGGACCAAUGGCACGGCGCGGCAUUUGGCGGGCAGCCAGCGUCGCAGCUGUCUGGUGACGGUGGCGACAGUAAAGAUGCUUAAAGAAAUACAGCAGGUUUUACGGCUGCUCAUGCUUUUGAGGAAGCAGAGAGUGCAACAGGGUUUGAAGUCUGCAGGCGGACUCUUGGUCCUGCUGUGGACUGGACCCGGUCCUGCUGACCAAAACUGCUCUGUGGCGGGUGCGGGCCCCUGGUGUUCAGGUAUUAAAACGGAGACUCUCCAACCUGUCCUCACAGAAUUGCAUCAGAAACUGUCUCCCUGUGCGGGCCCCUUCCCCGAACCUGACCCAGAGGAACUGUGUGCCUUUGCUGAUCUGCACGGUUCCCUCCGAGUCCUCCUCUCCUUUCAGGUUAGAGGACAGUUCAGUGCAGAGAGGCGUGCUCAUUUAGAGGCUUUCCUCCACAGAUUCAGUCUGGCCAACACAGAGGUCAAAAUCUACCUUUCUUUCAAAUCAGAUGAGGAGAUCUGCCAACGUGUAUUUAGCGUCACAAUUAAGAGCAGACUUUUGCUGAAAGGCCAGCCCCCACUGACUUUGGAUGUUACCUGCAAAAAACAGCCUCCAGUGUGUGUUGGGAGAGGAGCCUGGUGUCAGGGAGGCCACCCUGUCUUUGGAGCCAGGUUGCCACUCAGUAUCCCUCCAGAAGCCAUGGACCACGGCCUGUAUGGGGAGCUCAGCCUCCAGCUCGUCACCCUGCUCAGCCCCUGUGUGCUGCAGUACCCCAACCUGGCAACCCAUCUCGCUCACAUACAAGUGUUGGUGUACAACCCCAGUAAUGUUCCUGUGCUCGGCCCCUCGGCCUUCCUCCACCAGCUGCCUGCUCGUCUGGACUGUGAGGAGCUCGGCCUGCAGGGCCUCCGUUACUCCUCCUGCACGGAUCUUGUAGACAGCUGUGGCACUGUGUACACUGUAGAGCAUGGAAACUAUGCCGAGCCACAACAGGAACGGAGUCCAGCCCCCGUGCAGCAGGGUCUCUCACUUUUCCUCUUCCUCCAGCACAGUGACCCAUUUACCUCCCAGCUAUCUGAUGUUAUGGCCACAGAGGAGCUGUUAGAGCACCACCUAGAGGCUAUUCUGAACAACAACAGGCGGGCAGUGACAGAGGCCCUGCAGGCCGAGCUGAAGAACACACUUAAAGCCCAAAGUCAGAGAAGCAAGGACCAGGAGAAGCUGAACUCGGCCUUUGAGGUGAUGCUCAGCUCUGCUAUGAGUAUCAUAACCAGCAGCAGCAACAUGAACUUCAGGACUGCCUGCCUAGACAGCAUGAAGGUACGUGGUACUCAUGAACUACCAGCAUCUCUCCAUGGGUCACUGAGGAGGGUGUCAUCGUGGAAGUUCACUCCCAGGAGCAGGUGCUUCUCUGCCCAGGUGGAGAAAACCCCUGAUAGUAGGGAGCCCUCCAGCAAUGAGAUCUGAUCACAUCUGCUUUUUAUUUGAGAAGGUCUUGGAGUGAAUACUGUGGAAGCAAUACUUCUUGGUGUGGAUAUUGUUUGCAAGUUAAGGUGUGGUGUUGCUGUGUGUGAAACAAUGUGUAGAUAACUGAAAUGUCUGUUAUAACUAUGAAAUAUAUUUAUUUUUAUUGCUUACACUGUGUUGUGUGUUACAGUGGAAUUCAUUGUCAUAACCAGUUUCCCAGACAUG